Molecule: messenger RNA, 132 nt
Organism: Spirodela intermedia
Lineage: Eukaryota; Viridiplantae; Streptophyta; Magnoliopsida; Alismatales; Araceae
Source: the annotation of a GenBank genome assembly
AUGUACAUUGUUUUAUCAUACCAGGUUGAGUACAAAAGAGGCCAUCUAUGGAAUAGAUUCUCAUUGGCUACAACUUACGUAUUGAAUCUAGAUAUGCUUUACUUUAUACUUGAGUUUGAUCGCCUACUGUAA